AUGAAGAUGAUUGGUGGUUUCCUUCUGCUCUGCAUGGUAUCCCAUUUCUGUAGCAGCUCUGGAGCUGCUAGUCUUCCUUUAAAAACAGUGGACUGCAACAUUUAUAAAAAGUACCCGGUUGUGGCUAUCCCUUGCCCCAUCACAUACCUGCCUGUUUGUGGCUCUGACUACAUCACCUAUGGGAAUGAAUGCCACUUGUGUACUGAGAGCUUGAGGAGUGAUGGAAAGGUUCAGUUUCUUCAUGAAGGAACAUGUUAA
Molecule: messenger RNA, 258 nt
Organism: Suncus etruscus (white-toothed pygmy shrew)
Lineage: Eukaryota; Metazoa; Chordata; Mammalia; Eulipotyphla; Soricidae
Product: serine protease inhibitor Kazal-type 7-like
Exons: 4
Coding region: 1-258 (85 amino acids)
Molecular function (GO): protein binding
Source: RefSeq, a predicted model, not a curated record